Zalophus californianus (California sea lion) is the source of this 9392-nucleotide messenger RNA. It is a transcript of the gene CHD5, whose product is annotated as chromodomain helicase DNA binding protein 5. The record is from RefSeq and is a predicted model, not a curated record. Gene Ontology annotation, biological process: negative regulation of transcription by RNA polymerase II; chromatin remodeling. Gene Ontology annotation, cellular component: NuRD complex; nucleus; chromatin. Gene Ontology annotation, molecular function: histone binding; DNA binding; ATP binding. Lineage: Eukaryota; Metazoa; Chordata; Mammalia; Carnivora; Otariidae. The transcript is spliced from 41 exons. Bases 119 to 6142 code for a protein of 2007 amino acids.
CUUCUCGCCGAGGCCGCCUCGCCCGCCGCGCGCGCCCGUCCGGCCGCGCACGGGUUAAGGCUGGCACCGCGCCCGGCGGGAGGGGGGGCGCCCACCUCCCCUCCCCCCCGCGCCGGGCAUGCGGGGCCCGCUGGGCACCGAGGAGGAGCUGCCGCGGCUGUUCGCGGACGAGAUGGAGAACGAGGACGAGAUGUCAGAAGAAGAAGAUGGGGGCCUCGGAGGCUUUGAUGACUAUUUCCCUGAGGAGCCCGUGGGCCUUCCCAAGAAGAAGAAAUCCAAGAAGCUCAAGGAGAACCGGUCCAAAGGGAAGCGGAAGAAGAAAGAGGGGAGCAAUGACGAGCUGUCGGAAAAUGAGGAGGAUCUGGAAGAGAAGUCGGAGAGUGAGGGCAGUGACUACUCCCCUAAUAAAAAGAAGAAGAAAAAACUCAAGGACAAGAAGGAGAAAAAAGCCAAGCGCAAAAGGAAGGAUGAUGACGACGAUGAUAAUGAUGACGGCUGUCUGAAGGAGCCCAAGUCCUCGGGGCAGCUGAUGGCUGAGUGGGGCCUGGAUGAUGUGGAGUACCUGUUCUCGGAGGCGGACUACCACACGCUGACCAACUACAAGGCCUUCAGCCAGUUCCUCAGGCCGCUCAUUGCCAAGAAGAACCCGAAGAUCCCCAUGUCCAAAAUGAUGACCGUUCUGGGAGCCAAGUGGCGGGAGUUCAGCGCCAACAACCCUUUCAAGGGGAGCUCGGCAGCGGCAGCUGCAGCGGCGGUGGCCGCGGCCGUGGAGACCGUCACCAUCGCCCCUCCACUGGCUGUCAGCCCCCAGCAGGCACCCCAGCCUGUACCUAUCCGCAAGGCCAAGACCAAGGAGGGCAAGGGGCCAGGAGUGAGGAAGAAGAUCAAAGGGUCCAAGGAUGCAAAGAAAAAGGGCAAGGGGAGAAAGGUAGCCGGGCUCAAGUUCCGCUUUGGAGGGAUCAGCAACAAGAGGAAGAAAGGCUCCUCGAGCGAGGAAGAUGAGCGGGAGGAGUCGGACUUCGACAGCGCCAGCAUCCACAGCUCGUCCGUGCGCUCGGAGGGCUCCACAGCCCUGGGGAAGAAGAGCAAGCGGAGGCGCAAGAAGAGGAGGAGUAGGACUUCCUGGGUUGACGAUGGUGACGGCUACGAGACGGACCACCAGGACUACUGUGAGGUGUGCCAGCAGGGCGGGGAGAUCAUCCUGUGUGACACCUGCCCGCGGGCCUACCACCUCGUCUGCCUCGAUCCAGAGCUGGAGAAGGCUCCCGAGGGCAAGUGGAGCUGUCCCCACUGUGAGAAGGAGGGGAUCCAGUGGGAGCCAAAGGACGACGAAGACGACGAGGAGGAGGGCGGCUGCGAGGAGGAGGAGGACGACCACAUGGAGUUCUGCCGCGUGUGCAAGGACGGGGGCGAACUGCUCUGCUGCGACGCGUGCCCCUCCUCCUACCACCUGCACUGCCUCAACCCGCCGCUGCCCGAGAUCCCAAACGGUGAAUGGCUCUGCCCGCGCUGUACUUGCCCCCCGCUGAAGGGCAAAGUCCAGCGGAUCCUACACUGGAGGUGGACAGAGCCCCCCGCCCCCUUCAUGGUGGGGUUGCCGGGGCCCGACGUGGAGCCUGGUGUCCCCCCACCCAAGCCCCUGGAGGGCAUUCCAGAGAGAGAGUUCUUUGUCAAGUGGGCUGGGCUCUCCUACUGGCACUGCUCCUGGGUGAAGGAGCUUCAGCUGGAGCUAUACCACACAGUCAUGUAUCGCAACUACCAAAGAAAGAAUGACAUGGACGAGCCACCGCCCUUUGACUACGGCUCUGGCGAUGAGGAUGGCAAGAGCGAGAAAAGGAAGAACAAGGAUCCUCUCUACGCCAAGAUGGAGGAACGCUUCUACCGCUACGGCAUCAAGCCCGAGUGGAUGAUGAUCCACCGCAUCCUGAACCACAGCUUCGACAAGAAGGGGGAUGUGCACUACCUGAUCAAGUGGAAAGACCUGCCCUAUGACCAGUGCACCUGGGAGAUUGACGACAUCGACAUCCCCUACUAUGACAACCUGAAGCAGGCCUACUGGGGCCACAGGGAGCUGAUGCUGGGUGAAGAUGCUAGGCUGCCCAAGAGGCUGGUCAAGAAGGGCAAGAAGCUGAAGGAUGAUAAACAGGAGAAGCCACCAGACACACCCAUUGUGGAUCCCACGGUCAAGUUUGACAAGCAGCCUUGGUACAUCGACUCCACGGGCGGCACGCUGCACCCAUACCAGCUGGAGGGCCUCAACUGGCUGCGCUUCUCCUGGGCCCAGGGCACAGACACUAUCCUGGCUGACGAGAUGGGGCUGGGCAAGACCGUGCAGACCAUCGUCUUCCUCUACUCCCUGUACAAGGAGGGGCACUCCAAGGGGCCCUACCUGGUCAGCGCGCCCCUGUCCACCAUCAUCAACUGGGAGCGUGAGUUUGAGAUGUGGGCACCCGACUUCUAUGUGGUCACCUACACGGGGGACAAAGAGAGCCGCUCCGUGAUCCGGGAGAAUGAGUUUUCUUUUGAGGACAACGCCAUUCGGAGUGGGAAGAAGGUGUUCCGCAUGAAGAAAGAAGUGCAGAUCAAAUUUCAUGUCCUGCUCACCUCCUAUGAACUCAUCACCAUCGACCAGGCCAUCCUGGGCUCCAUCGAGUGGGCCUGCCUAGUGGUGGACGAGGCCCACCGGCUCAAGAACAACCAGUCCAAGUUCUUUAGGGUCUUGAACAGCUACAAGAUCGAUUACAAGCUGCUGCUGACGGGGACUCCGCUGCAGAACAACCUAGAGGAGCUGUUCCAUCUUCUCAACUUCCUGACUCCAGAGAGGUUCAACAAUCUGGAGGGCUUCCUGGAGGAGUUUGCCGAUAUCUCCAAGGAAGACCAGAUCAAGAAGCUACACGAUCUGCUGGGGCCACACAUGCUGAGGCGGCUCAAGGCUGAUGUAUUCAAGAACAUGCCGGCCAAGACCGAGCUGAUCGUUCGUGUGGAGCUGAGCCAGAUGCAGAAGAAGUACUACAAGUUCAUCCUCACACGGAACUUCGAGGCACUCAACUCCAAGGGGGGUGGGAACCAGGUGUCGCUGCUCAACAUCAUGAUGGAUCUGAAGAAGUGUUGCAACCACCCCUACCUCUUCCCUGUGGCUGCCGUGGAGGCCCCUGUCUUGCCCAAUGGCUCCUAUGAUGGCAGCUCCCUGGUCAAGUCUUCAGGCAAGCUCAUGCUUCUGCAGAAGAUGCUCAAGAAGCUGCGGGACGAAGGGCACCGUGUGCUCAUCUUCUCCCAGAUGACCAAGAUGCUGGACCUUCUGGAGGACUUCCUGGAGUAUGAGGGCUACAAGUAUGAGCGGAUUGAUGGUGGCAUCACUGGGGGCCUCCGACAAGAGGCGAUCGACAGAUUCAAUGCCCCUGGGGCGCAGCAGUUCUGCUUCCUUCUCUCGACCCGGGCGGGGGGCCUGGGCAUCAACCUGGCCACGGCAGACACCGUCAUCAUCUACGACUCGGACUGGAAUCCACACAAUGACAUCCAGGCCUUCAGCCGCGCCCACCGCAUUGGACAGAACAAGAAGGUGAUGAUCUACCGCUUCGUGACUCGGGCCUCGGUGGAGGAGCGCAUCACACAGGUGGCCAAGCGCAAGAUGAUGCUCACCCACCUGGUGGUGCGGCCCGGCCUCGGCUCCAAGUCCGGCUCCAUGACGAAGCAGGAGCUGGACGACAUCCUCAAGUUCGGCACAGAGGAGCUCUUCAAGGACGACGUGGAGGGCAUGAUGUCUCAGGGCCAGAGGCCGGUCACGCCCAUCCCUGAUGUCCAGUCCUCCAAAGGGGGAGCCCUAGCUGCCAGCGCCAAGAAGAAGCAUGGCAGCACCCCGCCAGGCGACAACAAGGACGUGGAGGACAGCAGUGUGAUCCACUAUGACGAUGCGGCCAUCUCCAAGCUGCUGGACCGAAACCAGGACGCCACGGACGACACGGAGCUGCAGAAUAUGAACGAGUACCUGAGCUCCUUCAAGGUGGCGCAGUAUGUGGUGCGCGAGGAGGACGGCGUGGAGGAGGUGGAGAGGGAGAUCAUCAAGCAGGAGGAGAACGUGGACCCCGACUACUGGGAGAAGCUGCUGCGGCACCACUACGAGCAGCAGCAGGAGGACCUGGCCCGCAAUCUGGGCAAGGGCAAGCGCAUCCGCAAGCAGGUCAACUACAACGACGCCUCCCAGGAGGACCAGGAGUGGCAGGACGAGCUCUCGGAUAACCAGUCCGAAUAUUCCAUCGGCUCCGAGGAUGAGGACGAGGACUUUGAGGAAAGGCCCGAAGGGCAGAGUGGACGGCGACAAUCCAGGAGGCAGCUGAAGAGUGACAGGGACAAGCCCCUGCCACCUCUCCUCGCCCGUGUGGGUGGCAAUAUCGAGGUGCUGGGCUUCAACGCCCGGCAGCGGAAGGCCUUUCUGAACGCCAUCAUGCGCUGGGGCAUGCCCCCCCAGGACGCCUUCAACUCCCACUGGCUGGUGCGGGACCUUCGAGGGAAGAGCGAGAAGGAAUUUAGAGCCUAUGUGUCCCUCUUCAUGCGGCACCUGUGUGAGCCGGGGGCUGACGGCGCGGAGACCUUCGCGGACGGCGUGCCCCGUGAGGGCCUCUCGAGGCAGCACGUGCUUACCCGCAUCGGGGUCAUGUCACUAGUUAGGAAGAAGGUUCAGGAGUUUGAGCACGUUAACGGGAAGUACAGCACCCCGGACUUGAUCCCCGAGGGGCCCGAGGGCAAGAAGCCAAGCGAGGUCAUCUCCUCGGACCCCAACACGCCAGUGCCCGCCAGCCCUGCCCACCUCCUGCCGACCCCACUGGGCCUGCCAGACAAAAUGGAAGCCCAGCUGGGCUACAUGGAUGAGAAGGAGCUGGGGGUUCAGAAGCCGAAGAAGCCCCCAGAAAUCCAGGCCCUGCCAACUUCCCUGGACAGGGUGGAGGGCGAGGACAAGCAUGAGAGCGCAGAUGGCAAGGAGCGGCUGGAGGAGACCGAGAAGGCCCCGCCAUCCCCAGAGCAGCUGCCGAAAGAAGAAGUGCUUCCUGAGAAGGAGAAAAUUCUGGACAAGCUGGAGCUAAGCUUGAUUCACAGCAGAGGGGAUGGCAGUGAUUUCAGGCCAGAUGACACCAAAGUGGAGGAGAAGGAGCCCCUUGACACACAGCAAAAUGGUGACAAAGAGGAAGAUGAGGAAGGGAAGAAGGAGGACAAGAAUGGGAAGUUCAAGUUCAUGUUCAACAUUGCAGACGGGGGCUUCACAGAGCUGCACACACUGUGGCAGAACGAGGAACGUGCUGCUGUGUCCUCGGGGAAAAUCUAUGACAUCUGGCACCGGCGCCAUGACUACUGGCUGCUGGCCGGCAUCGUGACGCAUGGCUACGCCCGCUGGCAGGACAUCCAGAAUGACCCAAGAUACAUGAUCCUCAACGAGCCCUUCAAGUCUGAGAUCCACAAGGGUAACUACUUGGAGAUGAAGAACAAGUUUCUGGCCCGCAGGUUCAAGCUGCUGGAACAGGCACUGGUCAUCGAGGAGCAGCUCCGGAGGGCCGCGUACCUUAACAUGACCCAGGACCCCAACCACCCCGCCAUGGCCCUCAACGCCCGCCUGGCUGAGGUGGAGUGCCUGGCCGAGAGCCACCAGCACCUGUCUAAGGAGUCCCUCGCCGGGAACAAGCCGGCCAAUGCCGUCCUGCACAAGGUCCUGAACCAGCUGGAGGAGCUGCUGAGUGACAUGAAGGCGGAUGUGACGCGCCUGCCCUCCAUGCUGUCCCGCAUCCCCCCGGUGGCUGCCCGUCUCCAGAUGUCGGAGCGCAGCAUCCUGAGCCGCCUGACCAACCGAGCCGGUGACCCCACCAUCCAGCAGAUAUCUAGCUGCCCCCGCGAUUUCCCUCUGUUGCAGUGCUCAUUUCCAGCUGAGGAGCCAUGCCAUCUUGGGACGGAAAGGGAAACUGAAAAAUGCCAUCACAUGGGGGACGAGGCCCAGCCUGGCUGGGCCGGAGCCCAGAAGUGCCACCUCAUCAUCAUGCCAGUGUCCCACCCAGCGUCACACCACCCCACACCGGGACGUACCCCUUGGCCACCUUUGCCGGACAACUUCUUAGAGGAGAUUUCAUUUAUUUGUACAUCUUUUGCACUUUCCUAUUGAAGACUUGAACGAGUCUGUCUUGAUAUAAAAGUUGAGUGACGCAUGGAGGGGUCUAACCUGCAGCACUCACGUCUCUCUGUCAACGGGCUCCAGGCUUCAAGGGAAGAUCCUAGAAACGCUGCUGCUGGCCCGGGGACUCAGCCCGCCUGGGGAGCCCUUUGGGUGCCCCCGCCCACCCCAUCCCGUCCAUGUGGCCUGACUGCCCGUGUUCUGGCCCCCCUGCCCCUCGGGGGUCCCCAGUGCUGGAUGGGUCAGGACUGAGGAGUGGCUGCCCAGCCCCCAGGGUAGAGACCUCAGCUGGUGCCCGGGGCUGGGGUAUCUUCCACCCCCUUCCUGCCGGGGCUGGAGACCACCAGGUAUGUGCUAUCUCUGUGGGGGAGGGGAGCCUGUCAGCAGGUGUCUGUCCCUGGCCCAGCAUGUCUUGCAGGCCCUGGACUGUGUUAGCAGAGCGGAUGGCUGUCGUGCUACGUGGCAGGCCACACGCAGCCUGUGCUCCCAGGAGGAGGGGAGGAGCGGAGCCCGCGCACGUAGCGUAGGGGCUGAGAGCCUGUCUCAGCCUCUGCGGGAAGGGGCUUGCCCUCUGUUGCGGUGUGGUAGCAUUCUAGCAGGGCAGGUCACUGUGGCACUGAGGGUGCCCCUGGAGACCCUGGUCCUGCCCCGUGCCCUGGGAGGCCCGUCACAUCCCGCUCUCGGUACACACUCCCCAUUCAGUCUCAUGGCCACAGAUGCAAGGAAGCUGGGCCACCCCUUGGGUCCCGGACUUACGCCUGUCCCCCUGUCCGUGGAGAGGCCCCGAUAUGGUCACUUGCCACCCGGCCCGGGGCCACAGCUGCCCCCACUGUGUUGUCGGAGGGCCUGGGGAAAGCUGGGCUCGGAGGCGGGGGACUGGACCUGAUGGCUGUCCAGCCGUCUCUGCUGGAGCAUCCAGGCUUCCUGCCUCGUCUUCUCUGGGGAACCCCCACCGGCCCCCCUCCCGCGCUCAGCCAGUGGUCUCCCGUGAGGGCCCUGCUGGGUGGGGGGAGUGGGCCAGGCUCUGGGCUUGUCUGUGUCCGGUGCUUCCUCUGUCUGGCUCAGCCUGGAAGGGUUUUCCCAGCCUUGGGCAAGGGGCUUCCUGGGGAAGUGUCCUGGCUACAGAAUCCAGGAGGGGCCAAGAUUUGGGGGUCUGUCUGGGGGCCUCUUGGGCAAUCAGCCAGCCCUCAUUGGGCCCCGGGUGCUCUCUGUGAACCCCUUGAGGGCUGGAGCCCAGAGCUUUUUCCAUCUUGGUGUCCCCUCGCUUCAGUCUCAGAACCUCCCAGGCCGAGUCAGCCCCGGCACCGUGGCGGGGGGGGGGGGGCGGGGAGCGCGGUGGUGACACCCUGAAGGCGGCACGCAGCUUUCCUGAUGUGCCUGCUGCAGCGCUGGCCUCGCCUUCUGGGAAGGGCAGGGUUGCCCCAGUCCACUGGGGUUCCUGUGGGUGCCACGCGCACAGGCUCCUGGCUCAGGCCUCCGGCGAGGUGACCACAUGAGCCCCCUCCCAACCCAGAGCCCUGUGACACUCCCUCCCAGACCUCCAGUCAGCCCUGGGGCUGGCCUCACUAGGCACAGUGCUGGCCCCCCACCUUGGCCACAGUGGGUGGGUCUUGAGUGUCCAGCCAGGAGGCCCAUGGUGGUGGCAGGGCAGGGGCCCGCAUCUCCACUGCCUUGCCCCAAGGGCUGGUGGUCCCCCUGCUGUCAGCCCUUCCUCCCCAGGAAGCCUCCCUCUGUCCCCCCAUCUGUGCUUCCAUGCCAGGCCUCCCCCUCCUCUACUCGGCCGGAGCUGGGUGUGUGCAAUGGCCAGGUCUGGGAAGGGCUCAGCUCUGCACAGUCAGCACCUGGAGGCCCGGGAGGGGGGCUUCGGGCAGUUGGGGAGGGUGUUUCUGGUCGGCUGGUUUGGGAGAGGAAAAUGGAUCUCAGACUGUUUUCUUCUUAGUUUAUCAGUUAACCUCCUGCCACAAGGGGUGGUGGGGGAGAGGGGCAUCCACGGGCUUUGGCAUCUCCCAGCUGGGUUUGGUUUUUGCUGCUGACAGAACGAGGGGCUUUGUGUACAAGCAGAAUCCUACAGCGUCAGCCCGCAUUUUUGUUUCCAGCCACCCUAUUAUUUAAACCAGUGCUGAGUAGGCUUUCUGUCGAACCACCUUUGGGCCUCAGUUUCAGAACGCAUUGCCUGCUAGGCUCCCAGGUGACAAGAGGCGCGUGGGCUGGACUGACCGUGUCCGGAGGGCCCCCCUCUCGCACAUACCUGCCCCGCAAGUGCAGUCCCUGUGAGGAGACCCUCUCUGCAAGCCCCCUUCAGAAGCUCCUUGGCUUCCUGCAAGUUACAACCAAGGUCCUGCUGAUACCCACACCUGGUGCAGGUGCCUGCCCUCCUGCUCUCCGGGGGGUCCCUUUCCGGGGUCCUCUGGGGCCUCCCCAGCCCGGACUGGCUGGUCGAGUCCUGCCCCCGUGACCCUGUAGCUCUUGCUCCCAAGUGUCGGGGCCCAGGGCUCUUGAGGGCCCGGGAGGGUCAUGGAGAGGGUGGGCUCAGGGACAGCAGUGCCUCCAGCGCCUGGGCAGGGGGCGGGGCUUGGUUGGGAGGCGGGGCUGUGAGGUCUUGGCCUGGCCUCGGCCUCCGGUCCCCCUGCCGCGCCUGCGGCUGUCCCCCGGCCACCGUGGUCUCCAGCGAGGAAGCUGGCUCCCGCCCCAUUUUCUAUUUCCGCAAGUUUACAGGUCGUGGUGCAUCAGCCCAAAGUCAUUGGCGUUGUGUUUUGGGUUUUUUUUUAGUUUUCAGAUUUUUUUUAAACAAAAGUAUUUUUUUAGGUGCGAUAACCCAGAAAGGGCCCGUUGGGUGUGUGUGUGUGUCCUGAACCCCUGACGUGGAGCUGGGGGCCCCCAGCCCCCCUCAGCUCCUGUGUGCUGGAGGUGAGGGAAGGGUCCUGCCCCCUGUGCGUUGGAGCGUGGGGGGGGGAGGGAGGGGGCAGACCCCCACCCAGGUUGGCAUCUGGCCCAGCGAAGGAGGCCGGGCCCCUGGCCCUGGUUAUAGCCCCAGGCCAGCAAAGGGGCCAGGGGCUUUUGGGGUGAGUUGGGAGGGUCCCAGCUAGGGGGCUGGAGCCAGAAGCUGAGCCCCCAGGAGUGGCGACCUGUCCCGUCCUUGGCAGGACACGUGGGCGGCUGGACAGGGUCUGCAGCCGACACAAUCCCCUUUACUUUGUACUCUGUGUGUGUGUCUUGGUUUUCUGUGUUUUAAUAAAUCCUU